UCUUAACUGUAUUGUACGCCAUGAUUAUAGGUAAUACUCAGAACUUCGCCAUGUGAGAGUGGAAAAUGGCCACGCCACCAUCGGCGGCAUCUCAAGCCUGGACAGAGGAAACUCAAGUUAAGGAGGAGGAAAAGAAACCGUUUGUGCGCAUAAUAGAAAAGGCAACGGGACAAAAGGUGAAGGAUUUGACCAAACCACCAAAGAAUAGCGUGCCGUACACCAGUACAGCAGCCAGGUCCAAAAAAGUGAUAAAAAUGCAGAACAGGUAUGCCAGAGCAAGGCCGGUACCAAAGGGCGCAAAAGUUCCUGGUAUUGACGAUGAAGCAACUCAGGUGCCAUUUUUUCUGCCGUCAGAAAAGCCGGCAGCUUCAUUUUUUGCAACACUGGAUUCAAGUAACAGAAAAACAAUGUCCGAGUACAGUCGAACGCUAGAAAGAAGCGCUGACCGUAAACCAAAUCUGCGUCGCCAACACGCUUUUAUUAGGGUGAAAAGUAAACCUAAAGAUGUUCUCCAAGAAAAUGAAAUAUUUGAGAGCGAUAAACAAAAACAGAAGCAAAAAACUACAGCUCAUAUAGGUUCCAACAUCAUAGGCGAUAUGUUACCUGUAUAUGAUACAUUCAACGAUGACUUUGAGGAUGAUCUACGAAAUAAUAAUUAUGAUCCUAGUGAUUUAUUAACAAAACGAAAUGUGUUACUGAGAAAAUCUCAGUCGAUGAUGGCUUUGGAAAAGCCAUUGAUAAAACGUUCAGUUUCGAGUGGAACUUCAUUUCGGGAAUCUCCACUCACUUCAAAACUUGAGAGAUCCGGUUCCGGUUUUAAUUCAUUGUUCACUUAUAAUUCCUCUAGUGCCCCUAGGAGAAGAAAGGCGUGCAACACAGAGUCCAUAACUGAAGUUCAGUCCGCUCGUUCACCAGAAAAAUUUCCAAUUUAUGAGAAAAGGGAAAUUGAACAAAGUCUGGAUGAGAUCGAUUUACUCUUGCCAGGAGUAUGUAUUUCUUCACCGAGGCGACCGUCAACUGUGCGGCCAUCAACAAACAUGAAACCUACUCGAACACCAACAUACUGCAGCUGUUGCAGUUUGUGUGACACCCCGAAAUCACAGUUCGAAAGCCCAACGCCUUUUGAGCUAGAUCAUCCUGACUUGUUUUUACAAACACGUUCCAGGAGACCCCAUCACUGCGCCUAUUGUCAAGCCGACGAUGGAAAGAAGCUAGUGCAAUAUGCUCAUGGUGAUGUCAUUAAAACCUUCGAUUGGCUGAGUAAAAACGCAAAGGAGACACCUUUGUAAGAGUUUGCCGUGUUAAAUGUGAAUGUGAA
Saccostrea echinata is the source of this 1318-nucleotide messenger RNA. RefSeq lists its product as uncharacterized. The transcript is spliced from 3 exons. The coding region runs from base 66 to 1289 and encodes 407 amino acids. The record is from RefSeq and is a predicted model, not a curated record. NCBI's taxonomy places the organism in Eukaryota, Metazoa, Mollusca, Bivalvia, Ostreida, Ostreidae.